Molecule: messenger RNA, 1392 nt
Organism: Didymodactylos carnosus
Lineage: Eukaryota; Metazoa; Rotifera; Eurotatoria; Philodinida; Philodinidae
Source: the annotation of a GenBank genome assembly
AUGGCACAUCCUCAAAACACAGCAGCUCGGUCGAAGAAGUGUGACAUAUGUCAAGAACGAGCUGGCGCGUUGUCAUGCACUGGCUGUGAGCAAGUCUUCUGCAAACAUGACAUGAUUCAACAUCGACAACAGCUCUCACGUGAACUCGAUCUCGUUAUGCGCGAACAUAAUGAUCUCGACAAACGAAUUCAACAUAAGAUGACAGGUGAUCAGGGUGGACAUCGAAAGCUGCUCGAUCAGAUCAACGAGUGGGAAAAGUCAGUCAUCGAUAAGAUCGAAGAUGCUGCUCAACAAGCACGUAAACAAGUGUAUUUUCUUCUUGACCAACCAGCUCAUCGUCUCAGACAAAUCACCAAUGACAUUGAACCUAUAAUGAAAGCGGAAGACUAUGUUGAGACAGACAUCGAGUAUUGGAGUAAUCAAGUGAAGAAACUGAGUAAAGAGAUUGAGAUGAGUGACUCGACGAACAUUGUGAUUGAGACUGCACAAGUUGAUUGGACAUCGUUGAUCAAGGUGCAAGAGAUAUUGCCAGUGAAUAUGAGCAAAACACUUGAUUAUGGACGAUUGAGAAAUGAAGCAUCGAAGGUGAUCAAAGACGAGAGAGAUGCAUUUAUUGAUGAAAAACGUCGAUUAGAAUCCCGUAUUGCACAAUUGGAAGAAGAACUUGAAGACGAACAAACAAAUUCUGAGUUGAAUCUUGAUAAACAUAAAAAAUCGGCAUUACAUGUUGAACAAUUGAUGCUCGAUUUCGCUGCAGAAAAGUCAAAUAAUCAAAAAGCGGAAGCUGUUCGUGCUAAUCUUGAGCGUCAAAAUCGUGAAUUACGUGAAAAAUUGGAAGAAUUUGAAGAAUUUAGUAAAGGAAAAUCAAAAGCUUUAUUGGGUGCACUUGUAGCCAAAGUACAUACAUUGGAAGAACAACUGGAUGUUGAAGUCAGAGAAAAACAAAAAUUUACUCGAAGUAUGAGAUCGAUUGAAAAACGUCUUCGUGAAGCGGUUUCUAUAGCAGAAGAAUCCAAAAAACAAGCAGAUACAUAUAAAGAACAAGCUGAAAAAGCGAAUGCACGUAUUCGCGCCAUGAAACGUGCACUAGACGAUUUAGAAGAAGAAGUUAGUCAAUUCAAUGGACGUUUACGUAAAGCACAACGUGAGAAAGAUGAGCUUGAUGAAAUAGUUACUGUUCAAAGUUCUCAAACAAAAACACGUGUAUUUAAUGCGAUACCAGACAGUCCAUCGUAUAUUAAAACACACAUCACAAAAUAUUAUAGUGAAAUAUCUGAUGAUGAUUUACAAUCAGAAGCAACAAAUGCCAGUGUAUCAGAAACAUUAAAUGGUGGACGAAGUAGUGCAGGUGGAAUGGUUGAUAAUAACAGUUUUCACAGCGGUCAUCAUUAA